Cadophora gregata is the source of this 1438-nucleotide messenger RNA. RefSeq lists its product as uncharacterized. Gene Ontology annotation, molecular function: carbonate dehydratase activity; zinc ion binding. The coding region runs from base 375 to 1058 and encodes 227 amino acids. NCBI's taxonomy places the organism in Eukaryota, Fungi, Ascomycota, Leotiomycetes, Helotiales, Ploettnerulaceae. The transcript has 4 exons. The record is from RefSeq and is a predicted model, not a curated record.
ACUCCUUCUUCAAAAUUGGUAUUAGUUAUGUAUGUGAGGCUAUGUUGUCGUUCUCUCCUACCCCUUCAACCCCGCAGGGUACCGCUGACAAAGCGCCGAGGCGGACGUCCAUCUGCAUAGGGGCUUGACCAGGGCGACUAAUCACCUCACUGCUGCCGUCCAACCACACCAAGCAUCUUAUCUCCGCUCAUUAUUCCUGUUUACAUCCUAUAUAUCGGUCUUUGAACAGGACUUUCUAAUCGCGUCGUUUCGAUGCCGUUCCUAUUAACACCUAGCUUUGGGGUAUGCGGCUGUGAGACGCUAAGCAAGCACUUCCAGUCGUGGGGUUUUAUCAUUGGGCUCUCGCCCGUAAAGAGCGAUGUGGGAUAUUCAAGAUGUUAGAACGUAGCGCUUUAGUUUUUGCUAGAGAUCUACUUAAGAGUGUCCAACUCCCUCGAUCUGAAUUUUAUCAUCAACAUCCUCAAACUCGUUCCUACCAGACAACACCACUUCGCUCAACCUUGACAAGUCGAAAUCCGAAGACAACAAACACUCGAGUGAUACAAACAAAUUCUCCACAAAACCUCAUCACCAAAUCUUCAAACUCCAAAAUGGGAAUAACAGGACCUCUCGCAGAGAUGCUGUCUCGCAACAACAAAAAUGCAGAGACUUAUCAAGCACCACCACCACUCUUGAAGAUGGUGGAGCAGAUGAAAGCUACCAAGCAAGGUGUUGUGGUUUUGUCUUGCUCAGAUCCUCGCUUGAAUCCGUACCAAGUCCUGGGUCUCGAUGCAACACUCAAAGCAACAAUGGUCCGAAAUGCCGGAGGAAGAGUACUCGAUGCAAUUCGAACGUUGGCUGUUCUCCAAACGAUCGGAAAUCCAGGAACAAUCGUGGUCAUGCAUCACACUGAUUGCGGAAUGACCCACUUCCACGACUCCGCCAUCAAGCAAGCGCUCACUGAGAUCGCACCAGGAGAGAAGCAGAGCAUCGAAAGCUCGAAGUUUGGGGAAAUCACUGGCUCGUAUGUUUCCGUCUCCUUUAAAAGUGGCCAAUUCAAUAUUUUAUUGAUGAGAUGACACAGAAUUGAGGAAAGCGUGCUUGAAGAUCUCGCACUACUCAGAGCUUCCCCGCUGAUCAAGAAGGAUACGCAAAUUGUGGGCCUAAAGUAUGACAUCUUUACGGGUAUUUUGACGCAGGUGCAUGAGAGUAGGGGUGAGUUGUAAGAAUAAUUGGCAGAGCGAAUGAGGAGAGUGUAUUUCUAGAGUUGGUUGGAAAUAAAUAUUGAACGGUUAUUUGGUCUGCCAUCUUUCUCGGGAAAGUCGAAUGGGAGAUCCGAGAGAACAACCACGGCCUGCUUCCGCAUCUGAUAUUGGGUUCCUCGUCACAACACGGUACAAAAUGUACUUCAAAUUGCAUUGAAACACGAAUACACAUGUUACUUUUUCUAUCUGCAACA